AUGGCUUUCUCACAGGCAUCAGACCAUCGACUGUGUUCAGAUCCUUUCUCUGCACUCCCGCCCGAGAUCAACUGUCAAAUACUAAAGCGCCUUUCCCUCCACGACAUGCAAUCUGCCAUCGCGAGCUCGCCCAUGCUGUCGAGGACCUUGACCAGCAAUCGCCAGUAUUUUCUCGAGCCACACUUGCGAGAGCUCCAGCUUAGCUAUGGUGACAUCUCACUGUUUCACAUCGCAGCGGCGGCUAUGCACCUCCGUGAGCUGCAUUCUAAGCACGACGGAGAUACCAUCCCAGUCCUAGAAAAGAACAUCAAGCCUGUUCUGGACUCCAUCUUACGAUUCAACGCCAAGACGACAGUGGAAAGAGGCGACAUUAGCCUUUACAUGAUCAUCGCAGCCCAAGACCUCUUGCCCGAGAUCAUCGAUGCUUUCAAAAUUGGCCUUGAAGCUAAAUUUCAGUAUCGGAGCCCAGACUCGCUAUGGCCGGCCAAGGCACCCCUGGGCUUGAGGGCAGCAUUCAGCGACGGGUUUCUAAGAUUCGAUUGCUACCGCAGCAUAUUCUAUCACAAAGACCAAGGCCUUUUUCAGGAACAGGUUACGAUGACGGACGUCUUCUGGAAUUUCUGGGACAUACUCCAUCACAAAUAUCAAGGCCUUUUUCAGAAACGUGCUUGUAUCAAGGAUGCCUUCUUGAAUUCGUUUCCCCCGUUUCCAAAAUUCGAUGAUGAGAUUCUGCGGAUGUACCCCUAUAUGAUUCUGGGCAAAAUUCAUGACCGAUAUUCAGACAUCAUGAGUGAGCUCGACAGUAGGUAUCCUCGCCGUACUAAAGGCGUUGUCUGGCCAAAGGGGGCGUGGAAGGAGUAUCUUGCAGAAACGGCCAUGAUUAAUUUUCGGAAUCGUAGUCCGGACCAGGACCACUACUUCAUGCAUCGUCUUUUAAUGCAAGGCUAUCCCAAACUUGUGUUCUUUGAGCAACUCUCCCCUGAGACGCUUUUGAAAACUAUGGAGGAGGAGUUUGAAGAACUCGUUGUGUCGAACCUACGGAGAUGUGAAGCAUGGGCAGCCUACAAAAGGCUUUAUUAUCACAAGUUUUAUCGGCAUUUCACUCUUUGGGGCUAUAAAACGCAGUAG
Fusarium verticillioides 7600 is the source of this 1128-nucleotide messenger RNA. RefSeq lists its product as hypothetical. NCBI's taxonomy places the organism in Eukaryota, Fungi, Ascomycota, Sordariomycetes, Hypocreales, Nectriaceae. The transcript has a single exon. The record is from RefSeq and is a predicted model, not a curated record. The coding region runs from base 1 to 1128 and encodes 375 amino acids.